CAUGCACGCUUACGUCAUUUCCGGGAUUGGUGCGCCUGUAGCUGACGAGUGUUUGAGAGGAAGUUGUAUGCGCUAUUCGUCUAGUAGGAUAUUUGAAGUAACUAUCAUGUCCUAUUCAAGCACCGCAUCAGGAAAAUCUACGAUGAAUAAAUCCAGACAAAGCAGAUCCAGUGGGGGGCAAUGCCUAAAAGACAUCCGGAUUAAUGAAGAAGUUAAAAUUGCUGUCAAUAUGUCUUUGGAAAGAUUCCGAUACAGUGAGCAAAAAGAAAUGGAAUUUCCUUCCUCCCUGACAAGCACUGAACGAGCCUUUAUUCAUCGCUUGGCCCAGUCCUUAGGGUUCAUUUCAAAAAGUCGAGGAAAAGGGUCAAACAGAUUUCUUACAAUUAGAAAAAAGGAUGGUUCUGAGUCGGCACAGUCCAUAAUGACCUUCAAUUUGAUGCCUAACGCCAAGCUCGUAGUGCGCAGCCUCCUGCAGAGAUUUCCUGUUACUAGCAAAGAGCGCGUAGACCUGCUGCCGCGUACUGAGCGAGGCGUAUCCAUGGCCAUGGAUGUUGACAGCAGCCGGGAUAAGAACAGGACAAGCGGUCGGCUGAAUAACGGGAUACCGCAGGUUCCCCAGCCCCGGGGCCAAUCUGAACUGGAGUUUUUCCGUCGCUCUCUCCCUGUCUAUGAACGGCAAGAUGAGAUCAUCAAGGCUAUCAAAGAUAAAAAGGUGGUCCUGAUUGUAGGUGAAACAGGAUCUGGAAAAACAACACAGAUCCCGCAGUUCAUUCUGGAUGACUGCUGUGAGCAGGGCAGUCCCUGCCGCAUUAUCUGCACACAGCCCCGGAGGCUGGCAGCUAUCGCCAUGGCGGAGCGCGUUGCCACCGAGCGCGGAGAGACCAUCGGCCAGACCGUGGGCUACCAGAUCCGCCUGGAGAGCAGGGUUUCCCCCAAAACACUCCUCACCUUUUGCACGAGUGGGGUACUGCUUCGUACCCUCAUGGCAGGAGAUACCACCCUGUCAAGCAUCACUCACAUCAUUGUGGAUGAAGUCCAUGAGAGGGACGGCCUGACUGACUUCCUGCUUACAAAGAUGAAAGACAUGGUGCAAAAAUUACCUACACUGAAGCUGAUCUUAUCCAGUGCGGCCCUUGAUGUUGACCUCUUUGUCAGAUACUUUGGAUCCUGUCCUGUAAUAUAUAUUGAAGGAAGAUGCUUUGAAGUAAAAGAACUUUUUCUGGAAGAUAUCUUACGGACAACUGGAUAUGCCAACAAAGAAAUGAUUAAAUACAGAAAGGAGAUGCAAAAAGAGGAAAUGCAGCAGAACUCACUGACAGAGUGGUGCAAGGCUCAAGAUGGGCGCUCGAGGCCAGAACAACAGAGGGCAAAGGCGGCAGCAUGUGUCCUACAGGAGAGUGCCCUGCUGGAAGGAGGGGACAGCAUCUUCUGCCAGCUGAAUGAAAAAGAUGCUGCAUCCUUAGAGCCUUGGCUAGUGAAAGAGAUGGAUGCAUGUAUUGCUGAUAUUUUUCUCAAUCAAGAUGCUGAUUCUUUUGUGCAGCUGUUCAACCUCAUCAUAAGUGAGAAUGUUAGCGUUGACUACAGACACAGUGACACCAGUGUGACCCCUCUGAUGACAGCAGCUGGAAGAGGGUUUCUCAGUCAGACUGAGCAGCUGUUAAGUAUGGGAGCCGAUGUGAACAUGAAGGCCUCAAAUGGCUGGACAGCAUUGGACUGGGCUAGACAUUUCAACCAGGCUGAAGUGGUGGAUCUUCUGGAAUCAUACCACUCUUCUCAGGAGGUGAGAAGACUGGAUGAAUCCUCCCUAGUCCAUGCUGCCAACACAGAGCUAAGUACUGAAGACCAAGAGCUCCUCAAGGUUUAUCACCACAGCUUUGAUGAUGAGAAGGUAGACCUGGAUCUCAUCAUGCACCUGCUUCAUAAUAUCUUCCAGAACUCUGAGGAGGGUGCAAUUUUGAUCUUCCUACCUGGGUAUGAUGAAAUUGUAUCGCUUCGAGAUCGUAUUUUGUACGAUGAUAAACGAUUUGCAGAUAAUUCACAAAGGUUCCAGGUUUUUACUCUACAUUCAAACAUGCAAACCUCUGACCAGAAGAAAGUUCUGAAAAGCAUGCCUCCGGGUGUUCGCAAAAUAAUUCUGUCAACCAACAUUGCUGAGACGAGCAUUACUGUCAGUGAUGUUGUCUUUGUGAUUAAUUCUGGCAAAGUUAAAGAGAAAUCGUUUGACGCUCUGAACCAGGUGACCAUGCUAAGGAUGGUGUGGACAUCAAAGGCCAGCACCCUUCAGAGGAAGGGAAGAGCUGGACGCUGCAGACUAGGAUUUUGUUUCCAUCUCUUCAGCCGACUGAGGUUCAACAACAUGUUGGAAUACCAAGUGCCUCAGCUUCUGCGUAUGCCUCUGCAGGAGUUGUGUUUGCACACCAAGCUUCUGGCCCCCAUAUCCUGCUCCAUUGCUGAGUUUCUCUCCAAAGCCCCAGAACCUCCACCUGUUAUUAUGGUUAGAAAUGCUGUGCAGAUGCUGAAGACAAUCGACGCUAUGGAUCCUUGGGAAGACCUGACGGAACUUGGCUACCAUUUGGCUGAUCUGCCGGUGGAGCCCCACCUGGGGAAGAUGGUUCUAUGUGCUGUGGUGCUCAAGUGCCUGGACCCUAUUCUGACCAUUGCCUGCACACUGGCACACAGGGAGCCCUUUAUCCUGCCCGCUCUGGCAUCUCAAAAGAGGGCGGCCAUGUUGUCCCAGAAGCGCUUCGCUUCGGGCAGCUUCAGCGACCACAUGGCCCUUCUCAGGGCAUUCCAGGCAUGGCAAAAAGCACGAAGUGAUGGCUGGGAAAGGGUCUUCUGUGAGAAGAAUUUCCUGUCACAGGCAACGAUGGAGAUGAUCAUAGGCAUGAGGACACAGCUGCUGGGUCAGCUCCGAGCCAUAGGUUUUGUGCGGGCAAGGGGCGGAGGUGACAUCCGUGACGUGAACCUGAAUUCUGAGAACUGGGCGGUGGUGAAGGCGGCGCUGGUGACAGGCAUGUACCCCAAAAUCAUACAUAUGCACCGCGAGAACAUCUGCCUGAUGGGCUCCAAAGAGAAGAAGGUGCGACUGCACCCCGCAUCUGUGCUGAGCCAGCCUCCGUGUCAGAAGCUUCCUCCUGCUAGCGGUCAGACUGCGGCGCUGCAAGCGCUGCCCACAGACUGGCUCAUCUAUGACGAGAUGACCAGAGCCCAUCGGAUUGCCAGCAUACGGUGCUGCUCUGUGGUCACACCUGUUACAGUCACGAUUUUCGGAGGGUGUGCCAAGCUACCCAGCACCGCUCUACAGGAACCCACUGCGAAAAGCGACGGAGUCGGGGAUAGCAGUGACAGUGAGGUGGAGGAUCGGUCCACUAACCACCUGGUCCACAUGAAGAUUGAUGAGUGGUUGAAUUUCAAGCUAGAGCGUGAAACUGCUAGCCUGCUGUUCCAAUUCAGGCAGAAAUGGCAGUGUCUGUUCCUGCGGCGGAUCCGUUCCCCCUCCAAGCCCUGGUCCCAGGCGGAUGAGGCCGCUCUCAGGGCACUGGUGUCAGUCCUGAGUAUGGAGGAGCAGGCAGCUGGUCUGCUGCAGCCGGCUGGCAUUGGCCAAAGACCCCGGCCCAUAUGCCCAGAGGAAUCACCCCAAUCACCCUCCUGGAGGUGCAGCAGCCAUAUGGGCCCAGCUGAGGCUGAGCUGACGGACGUCUCAUCUGUGUCAGAAAGUGUCUCUAAGACACCCCCACCCCCUGCAGGCUCGAUGGCUAAAGCACACAGGGAGAAGGGGGCUUCACAGCCCAAGCGACUUGGUGAUGACCGUCUGCUUCAGUCUGCUGGCAGGUCUGCGGGCAGGAAUCUCAGCUGCUCCAGUCAGUCUGUGAGCCCAUCAUCCCACCAUCUGUCAGUGAAGUCACCUUCCUCUAGGCUCAGCACCCUUGUGCGCUACUUCAUCAUGAAAAGUAGUAACCUGCGCAACAUCGAUCUUUCCCAGCAAAGAGGCAUCUGGUCCACCACACCAAGUAAUGAACUCAAACUCAACCGUGCCUUUGUGGACAGCAGCGUUGUCUUCCUCAUCUUCUCUGUGCAGGGCUCGGGUCAAUUUCAGGGGUAUGCCCGCAUGUCCUCGGCUAUAGGGUUGGAGCGGUGCCAGGACUGGGGCUCAGCUGGACUUGGGGGGGUUUUCAGAGUGGAGUGGGUCCGUAAGGACAGCCUUCCCUUCCAGCUGGCCCAACAGCUGGUCAACCCCUGGAAUGACAACAAGAAGGUACAGAUCAGCCGAGAUGGACAGGAAUUGGAGCCACAAGUUGGAGAUCAGCUGCUGCAACUAUGGGAGAAAAUCUAAGCCAAGCAACAAUGGCUAGAUGUACAGCAUCUGAGUGUGGAAACACUUACACAUCUAGCUAAAGUUAGGGCCACUUGGAUACCCACUGUGGACUUGGCAGGCAUGAAGACGUUUAUAGGAAGGAGAGAGAGAGACAUUUGUAACUGAAUUGUUUUCUAACAUUCUGCUAAUUAAAAUGUAUUCUAUAAAAUCUAAGCUGUACAAGAAAUUUAAUGCAUCUUUUUGUCCCUUAACACACUGUCUCAUCAGAUGAAAGUCAUGAAAAUUUAUAGAACCUCUAUCGAAGAUGUAGCAUUUUCUUCUAUAAAUUUGACUGGAAAGGUUGUAAUUACACUCAAGGAAAUGCUGAAAAUGUACUCUGCACUAUGAAGUUUUCUUCUUGUGUCAACUUUAUAAAAGUUACAUGUUUACACUUUGAUCAUCUUUAAAACCUGAUUCCUGAGUUUCAUGUGAAAUUUGUUUUUCGUUCUCACUUGAAACUUUCGAAGUGAACAGUUGUGAGUUUGUAUUCUUUUACUCUGUAUAGGACAAUUGGAAGUAGAUGAUUACAGAAUUGUAGUGUGUUUUUGCAGAAUUUGCGUGCAAGUUGGGCUAUGUUUAUGCCCAGUGAAAGCACGUCUCAUUUGUUAGAAACUGGAAGUGUGUGUUGAUUCUACGUUUGUUCUCUUUCAGCUCUGAUUAAGCAUAAUAGGUUAUUUAUGAUAAUAUUGAAAAUAAAUCCCCUGUCAGUUUGUUUUAUUCUAGUUUUCGUUCACACUAAGCUGAAGUCUAAGCCUGUGUUAAGUACAGUGUACUGCAAUGGCUGAGAAAAUAUAAAGCAACAGAUUUUUUUAAAAAUAUACCAUUGAAUGUUUUACAUUUUACCAAAAUUUGUUAAUGUCAGCUAAUUUAACUUUCUUUUGGUAAAAUUGUUGCUGUAUUUUGAAAAUUUCAUUUUUAGUUCAUGAAAAUGUCUAAACAUUUUAACAUUGGCUUCCUUUGAUUUUGUGUAAAUACGUGUUAAUUUUUUUUUAUGUUUUGAUUUAAUGACUGACAGCUGCCCUUUUAUCGUUGAAUUGUAUUAGUACAUUACCUUGUAUCUAUGAAUUAAAGAAUAUGAAUCACAAAA
Molecule: messenger RNA, 5441 nt
Organism: Paramormyrops kingsleyae
Lineage: Eukaryota; Metazoa; Chordata; Actinopteri; Osteoglossiformes; Mormyridae
Gene: ythdc2
Product: YTH domain containing 2
Cellular component (GO): intracellular anatomical structure
Molecular function (GO): helicase activity; ATP binding; protein binding
Source: RefSeq, a predicted model, not a curated record